AUGGGUUUCUCUCAGAAAUGGGUGUGUGUGUUUCUUCUUCUCUUGAGCCUUGUCUUCCACUUGAGUGCUAUCACUCUUGGAGAUGACAAGGUUGAGAAAGCUAGAUGGGGUGAUGAUGAUUGUGGUCGCUUUGGUCGAAGAGGCUGCGGUGGUGGUCGUUUUGGGGGUGGUAGGGGUGGUGGUGGAGGGUUUGGUGGAGGUGGAGGUGGAGGUAGAGGGGGUGGAGGUGGAGGUGGUUUAGGAGGUGGAGGAGGUGUUGGGGGAGGAGCUGGAGGUGGUGUAGGAGGAGGAGGAGGGCUUGGGGGUGGUGGAGGUGGAGGAGUUGGGGGUGGUUCGGGUCAUGGUGGAGGAUUUGGAGCAGGAGGAGGCGUCGGUGGUGGUGCAGGAGGAGGUGUAGGAGGGGGUGGUGGCUUUGGUGGUGGUGGUGGAGGUGGUGUUGGAGGAGGAUCAGGUCAUGGUGGUGGGUUUGGAGCUGGGGGAGGUGUAGGUGGGGGUCCAGGAGGAGGCAUUGGUGCAGGAGGUGGUGGAGGCGGAGGUGGAGGAGGUGGUGGUGGUGGAGGUGUUGGGGGUGGUUCAGGUCAUGGGGGAGGCUUUGGAGCCGGAGGUGGUGUAGGAGGAGGUGGUGCAGGCGGUGUAGGAGGAGGUGGCGGAGGAGGAGGCGGUGGAGGUGGUGGCGGCAUUGGAGGUGGCCAUGGUGGUGGGUUCGGUGCAGGUGGUGGUGUAGGAGGUGGAGCUGGUGGUGGUGUUGGAGGUGGAGGAGGAUUAGGAGGAGGUGGUGGCGGAGGUGUAGGUGGCGGCUCAGGUCAUGGUGGUGGGUUUGGCGCAGGUGGAGGUGUUGGAGGUGGUGCUGGUGGGGGUGUAGGAAGAGGAGGUGGUGGAGGAGUUGGAAUUGGCAUUGGCAUUGGCAUAGGAGUAGGAGCAGGAGCUGGUUCUGGUAGUGGCUCCGGCUCUGGCAGCGGCGGUGGUGGCGGUGGACGGUAGUGCUUAUGUCUUUGAAUUGGUCCUUUGCCUACAUGAUCGAGUAUGUGGUCAUGUAAUUGUAAUUCUUCGUGGAAGUUGUUAUUGUCAGUUUUUCAAUUUACUAUUACUACUACAAAGUUGUGUUCCCUAAUAAUAAUCAGAGGGCGUGUUUGCUAUUUAUAAAAAUUCAUCAUUUUUCUAUCAUCUUCUUCGUUCUAUUCCAAAGAUCAAUGGUGCAUAGUG
Molecule: messenger RNA, 1203 nt
Organism: Ilex paraguariensis (yerba mate)
Lineage: Eukaryota; Viridiplantae; Streptophyta; Magnoliopsida; Aquifoliales; Aquifoliaceae
Source: the annotation of a GenBank genome assembly